AAGUAAUUGAGCGCAACAUUAUCACAUACAAGUAGUGGAUUCUAGAUGUGUGAUGACGCCUACCUAAUUCGUCAUUUCUUUAGCAGCAGACAUACUUAAUGAUGAUGUUUGUUUUCAUGUUUACACUUGUGUUACUCUGUCAGGGAAUAUUGACACAAAAUACAAGGCAGGAAGACGAUCUCAUUCAAAGAAUAAAGGGUCAAGUGUCAGUAACGAUGUCGAGUACCAGCAAUUAUAAUGUUCCGGAAACAUCCUGGGAUAGUUACAAUGCUGUAGACAAUAUCUAUCUUGGAGACCCAAACACAUGCAGGUGUUGUGCUUCGACAUUAGGCACUGAAUCACCAUGGCUACAAUUAGAUUUGGGCGGAAUAUAUAGAGCCAGUGUCAUUAGGAUAUUUGGACGAACAGAUGGAAGCAGCGAUUCGCAGUACCAGAACAUUUCCGUAUUUGUCAGUAAUACGACAAUAACAGCGAUAAGUGGAACAUUACUAUAUAAAGGCGGUCCAAAUGUUGGCAGUUACACAUUUGUACUACAACCCCAAACUACAUACCUGUUUAGAUAUUUGAUGAUACGACGUCCAAGUGUAAGUGUGUUGACAAUAUGCGAGAUUCAUAUUGUUCAAGCUACAAUAAAGCUGCUUAACCUUCUACGAAACACUGCAAUUACAAGCCAAUCCAGCAAUUUUAUGGGUAACCCUUCACACAAUGCGAUUGAUGGACGAGAUAACUAUGACAUAAACCAUUGUCAGUGCUGUAGUGUAACAAUGGCAACGCCUUCCCCAUCGUGGUGGCAAGUAGAUCUCAGAGAAAAAUACAAGAUUUACACUGUGGAAAUAUAUGGGAGAAGCGAUUUAGGUAGCAACGAGCAAUUAGAAGGUGCUGAGGUGUAUGCCUGUAAUACAUCAGAUUGUUUAUACAGUCAUGGACAAUUGUUGUUCACAUUACCGAAUAUCAUACACUCGACGCAUUUUAUCCAUCAUCUAGAUAAACCAGUUAUUGCGCAGAGUUUCAGAAUUUAUCUUUAUCGUAAUAUUCUCACACUUUGUGAAUUUAUCCUUUACUCUGAAGAUAAACUUUGUAAUAUUGGAUGGUUUGGAGAAUCUUGUUCCCAAAGAUGUCAUUGUGCAGACAUUAAGGGAUGUCAUGGAAGCUCUGGACAAUGUCAGACACCUUUAUGUUUACCCGGGUGGACUGGGUCUGCUUGCAAUGAAGAGUGUCCUCAUGGAACAUUUGGUCAAAAAUGUAAAAAAGAAUGUCACUGUGCCAACAAUUUACCAUGUGAUAAAAGCAAUGGUAUGUGCAGCACCGGAAGCUGUGAUUUAGGUUGGAUGGGCGAUUCCUGCAGUCAAGAGUGUCCAUACAGAACAUUUGGUGAUGAAUGUAAAAAGGAAUGCCACUGUGACAAUAAUACGUCUUGUAAUAAAAGAAACGGUGACUGUCUUGUAGGAAACUGUGAGCCCGGUUGGUACGGCAGCUCAUGUAGUCAAGAGUGUUCGUAUGGGAGAUUUGGUUCAAAUUGUGAAAACGAAUGCCAUUGUUCCAACCGCACAUCAUGUAACAGUACUAAUGGUGAGUGUGUAAUAGGAAGUUGUGAUCCAGGCUGGAUUGGUGAUACGUGUAGUCAAGUGUGCCCUCAUGGAACAUUUGGCCAAAAUUGUUCAAAAGAAUGUCACUGUUUCAACAAUUCUUCAUGCGAUAUUGAUAGCGGUGCAUGUUCAUCAGGAACUUGUGAACCAGGAUGGCUUGGGGAAUCCUGUAGUCAAAAAUGUUCAUAUAGACGGUUUGGGCAAAACUGUGAAAAAGAAUGUCACUGUGUGAAUAAAACACCAUGUAAAAAUACAAACGGUGAAUGCUUGUUAGGGCAAUGUGACCCAGGUUGGUACGGAAGCUCAUGUAGCCAAGAUGAUGUAUGUGAUGUUGGCUUUUAUGGGAAAACUUGUACUUUCAAAUGUAAUUGUGCGGACAGAAAAGUGUGUGAUUUUACGACAGGAAAAUGUCAGUCAACAGAAUGUUAUCUUGGAUGGAAAGGUCCCGCCUGUAACGAAGUUCUUGUUUGUAAUGUUGGAUGGUUUGGACAGUCAUGUUCCCUAGAGUGUCAUUGUGCUGACAACAAAACAUGCAAUUCAACAACAGGAGAUUGUCAAACACCUAAUUGUUUACCUGGAUGGACUGGACCUGCCUGUAAUAAAGAGUGUCCGUACAGGCAAUUUGGCCAUGAUUGUGAUAACGAAUGUCAUUGUUUCAACAAUACAUCAUGCAGUAACAUCGACGGCACGUGCUCAAUAGGAUACUGUGAUGCAGGUUGGCAUGGUAGUUCUUGUAGUCAAGAGUGUCCUAAAAGAACGUUUGGUCAAGACUGUGGAAAAGAAUGUCACUGUUUCAACAGCACAUCAUGCAAUAAUAUCAACGGGGCAUGUUUAGUAGGUUUGUGUGACCCAGGUUGGCACGGUAGUUCUUGUAGUCAAGGUAACAGGACAAAAGCUGAUCCUAUUGGACCAGAAACUUUGAAAGGUGAAAAUUCAACAGAAAUUAUCAGUAACAAGGAAGGUAAAAUGAAUGCAGGCACGAUUGCAGGAAUAACUAUUGGUGUUAUCUUGGCUGUAGUAGUAAAUGCAGUAGUAAUUGUAGUUGUGGUAAAGAAGAUGAGACAGGCUUGUAAUGGUGGCUUCAGAAGGUUUUAGAAAACAAUGCAUAAAUUACUAGGAAAAGGGACGGGAUUUUGCCCGUGUAAGGAACGCUUUGCAACUGUAAAAAGUUACACUAUCCUUGCCUGAGUAUUUGUUUUUUAUAUUCGAUUGUUCUUUGUUUAGAUAAAAUGUAAAUUUGAUUAUGAUUUAAACGGUAAAAAUCUUUAAAAUAUUAAAUAACAUGAUAAAACAAAUAAUAAACAGAAACAAAAGAAAAUAAACCGACAUGUCAAAAAGAUAAGUAAAACUGCAUUAUCAUUAUUAUACCAAUAUCAUUUUAUUUCAAUGGUGUCAAGGACGCAUCACAGUUGAAAUCGUGAACAUUUCAGUCAUCACUUCCAUUUAUAUUCUCUCUUAUUAUUGUUCAUAAAAUUCAUAUUAUUAAACAAUAAAUUGAUAUUUAUCUUUCAACACUA
Ruditapes philippinarum (Manila clam) is the source of this 3103-nucleotide messenger RNA. RefSeq names its product multiple epidermal growth factor-like domains protein 10. NCBI's taxonomy places the organism in Eukaryota, Metazoa, Mollusca, Bivalvia, Venerida, Veneridae. The record is from RefSeq and is a predicted model, not a curated record. Gene Ontology annotation, biological process: cell communication. Gene Ontology annotation, cellular component: membrane. The transcript is spliced from 19 exons. Gene Ontology annotation, molecular function: scavenger receptor activity. The coding region runs from base 99 to 2681 and encodes 860 amino acids.